Molecule: messenger RNA, 3708 nt
Organism: Tupaia belangeri chinensis (Chinese tree shrew)
Lineage: Eukaryota; Metazoa; Chordata; Mammalia; Scandentia; Tupaiidae
Gene: TRPV1
Product: transient receptor potential cation channel subfamily V member 1
Exons: 16
Coding region: 376-2976 (866 amino acids)
Biological process (GO): calcium ion import across plasma membrane
Cellular component (GO): plasma membrane
Molecular function (GO): calcium channel activity; protein binding
Source: RefSeq, a predicted model, not a curated record
ACACAGACUCCACGUUUGCAGCAGCCAGGUUGAAGAGAAGGGCAGGCCGCGUGCGUGGCAGAGGACACGUGGACAGCUGGCCCAGGAGGCCCUGCAGUGCGGGGUGCAGGUGUGUCUGCUGCCAUCACCACUCGGGGACACGGACCACUUGGCUCUUUGCGCUGAGCUACCCUCAUCACGGAGUUCCUCUCUGAAGGCAGCCAGAGGCAGCCAUCCCCCUUGUUUCCCUUAUUCUGGGCUUUGGAGGAGGCAGAGCUGUGGUUGUCAUUUUCAUCCUACAGAUGAGGCAACUGAGGUCCAGAGAAGAGGGGAUUCAUCUAACCCCAGUCCCCCAGAGCCUGCAGGCCCCACACUGGGGGUCCCACCCAAGCCCCGAUGCUGAAGUCUAAGGACGGCACAUGCACUUACCCUGGGGCUGCUUGGGCUGGACACUGGGACCUGGAGGACCCAGCAAAGAUGGAGCACUGGGAUAGCUUAACCUCAGAAGAGUCUGAGAACCGACCCCCAGAAGAUUCCCGCUCGGAUCCCCUGGAUGGAGAGCCUGGCUCCAAACCACCUCCAGCCAAGCCCCAAGCCUCCUCUGCGGCCAGGAGCCGCCCUCGGCUCUUUGGGAAGGGUGACUUGGAGGAGGCGUCCUCUGUGGAUUGCUCUUAUGAGGACGGUGAGCUGGCCUGCCGCCCAACCAUCACAGUCAGUCCUGUGGUCAUCGUCCUGAAGCCUGGGGAUGGCCCUACCUAUACCAGGCAGCUGUCCCAGGAUUCUACCUCUGCUGGUGCCGAGAAGACCCACAGGCUUUAUGAUCGCAAGAAAAUCUUUGAAGCUGUCGCUGAGAACAACUGCCAGGAGCUGGAGAGCCUGCUGCUCUUCCUGAAGAAGAGCAAGAAGCAGCUCACCGACAGCGAGUUCAAAGACCCUGAGACAGGGAAAACCUGUCUGCUGAAAGCCAUGCUCAACCUGCACGACGGACAGAACGACACCAUCCCCCUGCUCCUGGACAUCGCCCGGCAGACGGACAGCCUGAAGGAGUUUGUCAACGCCAGCUACACCGACAGCUACUACAAGGGCCAGACAGCACUGCACAUUGCCAUCGAGAGGCGGAACAUGGCACUGGUGACCCUCCUGGUGGAGAAUGGAGCCGAUGUCCAGGCUGCAGCCAAUGGGGACUUCUUUAAGAAAACCAAAGGGCGGCCUGGCUUCUACUUCGGUGAGCUGCCGCUCUCUCUGGCCGCAUGCACCAACCAGCUGGCCAUCGUGAAGUUCCUGCUGCAGAACUCCUGGCAGCCGGCAGACAUCAGCGCCAAGGACUCGGUGGGCAACACGGUGCUGCACGCCCUGGUGGAGGUGGCCGACAACACGGCCGACAACACCAAGUUUGUGACGAGCAUGUACAAUGAGAUUCUCAUCCUGGGGGCCAAGCUUCACCCCAUGCUGAAGCUGGAGGAGCUCACAAACAAGAAGGGGCUGACGCCGCUGGCUCUGGCGGCUGGGACCGGGAAGAUCGGGGUCUUGGCCUACAUUCUCCAGAGGGAGAUUCAGGAGCCCGAGUGCAGGCACCUGUCCAGGAAGUUCACGGAGUGGGCCUACGGGCCCGUGCACUCCUCGCUCUACGAUCUGUCCUGCAUCGACACUUGUGAGAAGAACUCGGUGCUGGAGGUGAUCGCCUACAGCAGCAGCGAGACCCCUAAUCGCCACGACAUGCUCUUGGUGGAGCCUCUGAACCGACUGCUGCAGGACAAGUGGGACAGAUUUGUCAAGCGCAUCUUCUACUUCAACUUCUUCGUCUACUGCUUGUAUAUGAUCGUCUUCACCACGGCUGCCUACUACAGGCCUGUGGAAGGCUUGCCUCCUUUCAAGCUGGAAAACACCGUUGGAGACUAUUUCCGAGUCACUGGAGAGAUUCUGUCUGUAUUAGGGGGAGUCUACUUUUUUUUCCGAGGGAUUCAGUAUUUCCUGCAGAGGCGGCCGUCAAUGAAGACCCUGUUUGUGGACAGCUACAGUGAGAUGCUCUUCUUCGUGCAGUCACUGUUCAUGCUGGGGACGGUGGUGCUGUACUUCAUCCAUCUCAAGGAGUAUGUGGCCUGCAUGGUGUUCUCGCUGGCCAUAGGCUGGAUGAACAUGCUCUACUACACCCGUGGCUUUCAGCAGAUGGGCAUCUAUGCCGUCAUGAUCGAGAAGAUGAUCCUGAGAGACCUGUGCCGUUUCAUGUUCGUCUACAUGGUUUUCCUGUUUGGGUUUUCCACAGCGGUGGUGACGCUGAUCGAAGAUGGAGACAGAAACAGAACAUCACCUGAGUCCACGAUGCACAGAUGGCGAGGGCCUGGCUGCAGAGACAGCUCCUACAACAGCCUGUACUCCACGUGCCUGGAGCUGUUCAAGUUCACCAUCGGCAUGGGUGACCUGGAGUUCACCGAAAACUAUGACUUCAAGGCUGUCUUCGUCAUCCUCUUACUGGCCUAUGUGAUUCUCACCUACAUCCUCCUGCUCAACAUGCUCAUUGCCCUCAUGGGUGAGACCGUCAACAAGAUCGCGCAGGAGAGCAUGAACAUCUGGAAGCUGCAGAGAGCCAUCACCAUCCUGGACACAGAGAAGAGCUUCCUCAAGUGCAUGAGGAAGGCCUUCCGCUCGGGCAAGCUGCUGCAGGUGGGUUACACACCUGACGGCAAGGACGACUACAGGUGGUGCUUCAGGGUGGACGAGGUGAACUGGACCACCUGGAACACCAACGUGGGCAUCAUCAAUGAAGACCCAGGCAACUGCGAGGGUGUCAAGCGCACUCUGAGCUUCUCCCUGCGGUCAGGCAGAGUUUCAGGGAGAAACUGGAAGAAUUUUGCCCUGGUUCCCCUUUUAAGAGAUGCAAGUACUCGAGAUAGGCACUCUGUUCAGCCCGAAGAAGUUCAUCUGAGGCACUUUGCAGGGUCCCUUAAGCCAGAAGAUGCCGAGGUCUUCAAGGAUUCCCCGGCUUCAGGGGAGAAGUGAGGGGGCCACAAGAAUGCUCUCAAUGCCGGACCUCAGGAUACCACUGCCAUUGGGGGCUGUUUAGGAAACCCCAGUGCUGUCGGCAGCCAGGCCCACCCAGGAACUUUCCCGAGACCACUGGAUAGCCUGAGGGAAGUACUGUCAGAGGCCUGGGAAGAGACAUGCCCCCAACCAUCCCUGCCCCCAGGUGGCUCUCCCAACAGGAAAUGACCUCACUUCCAAGUUUUUAUCGACGUCAUUCAACACAUGAAUGGUAAAUUGCUACUGGAACACCUGGGGGCCCUUGUUUUCUUUCAUUUUAUGUUCCUGUGUGCAAAAGUAAAUGGAGUCCAGGAAAACCCUUUUGAGAGAACAAAAAAGAUCCUUUACAGUAAAGUGCUGAAGCCCCUCCUUUCUGUAUCAUGCUUAAUGUCUCGCCUGCCCAAGGUGGUCUGGAGGGUGAGGUUGUUUACUCCCCAGGGAAGGUGGGGGGAGCCUGGUCCUCUUCCCAGCUUUGGUGAAACCAAGUCUUUCCAGGAGUAACUUCUUGCUUCUUUGUGAUCUAUCACAGGCUCAAAAGUAUUAGCUGCUAUUGUUCAGAUAAACAUUUAGAACUACAUCCCCAAGCCACCGGGAGAGAAUUUACGGUGAUCUUCCACUUGUAGUGGUCACGGUUCUGCUCCCCUGUGGUACAUGCUUCCACCACAUCCAUCCUGUCACCCAUCAAAUGAAUAAAUAUUACAUAGACACAUA